This is a messenger RNA of Sclerotinia borealis F-4128, 678 nucleotides long. The record is from the annotation of a GenBank genome assembly. NCBI's taxonomy places the organism in Eukaryota, Fungi, Ascomycota, Leotiomycetes, Helotiales, Sclerotiniaceae.
AUGGCAGGCCUCAAAUUCAAAAAACGAGCUCGAUCUAGAUCUCCUGAACGCGACACGGAUAAAACUUACCGCAAACGAUCGCGAUCACCCAGAAGAGAUAGAAAGAGAUCACCAAUUCGAGAACGAGAGCGAGAACCAAGACCUUCGCCCACAGAAGCUGCUGCAGAUGAUAAUUUAGAUAUCGCAGGGAAGUUUGGUUCUUCUUCUACUGACAAAGUACCAAAGAAAGACGAAGAAGGGUCAAAAGAUAUUGAAAUGCCUGAAGAGGAAGAUACCCUCGAUAUCGCCAGCAAAUUCGGCGCAUCUGCUUUUUCGAAAUUUAAAGCUUCGUCUUCCUCCAAACCCAAAGAUAAAAGUUCAGAUUCCUCCACUCCGCCGAUUAGACCCCCCGCAGCUCAUAUAUCUACUGCGGUUUCCGCUUCAUCGGCGCCUUCGAAUGAACCUAUGAUUAUCGUGCAUGUUAAUGAUCGGUUGGGAACCAAGGCGGCGAUCCCGUGUCUGGCGAGUGAUCCGAUUAAACUGUUUAAAGCGCAGGUGGCGGCGAGGAUUGGGAGACAGCCGCAUGAAAUUAUGUUGAAGAGGCAGGGGGAGAGGCCGUUUAAGGAUAAGUUGACGCUUGAGGACUAUGGGGUGGGAAAUGGGGUGCAAAUCGAUUUGGAGAUUGAUACUGGGGAGUGA